AUGGCCUCGGCGUUCAGAAGAUUUCUCAAUAGCGAAACGGGACCUAGAACGGUCCAUUUUUGGGUAGGCGCCAACGACAUGGUUAGACCUGUCGAGAAAGUGUCGGGAAGUCAGCAGCUUGCGCUGUUGGCAACGGGUGCAAUCUGGACGAGAUGGUCGUUUGUGAUUCGCCCGCAAAAUAUGCUGCUGGCCUCCGUUAAUUUCCUGCUCGGUACGGUCGCCGGAUACCAGGUGAUCCGGCUCUACAACUGGAGAAGAACACUGGGCGACUCUCCGUUGGACUCCUUCAAGUACAUCCUCAACGGAACGCCCGAACCAGCGAAAUCAGAAGCUUAA
Molecule: messenger RNA, 336 nt
Organism: Ogataea angusta
Lineage: Eukaryota; Fungi; Ascomycota; Pichiomycetes; Pichiales; Pichiaceae
Exons: 2
Coding region: 1-336 (111 amino acids)
Biological process (GO): pyruvate import into mitochondria
Cellular component (GO): mitochondrial inner membrane
Source: RefSeq, a predicted model, not a curated record